AUGGAGCCGAUAGACAACAUCGACGAUCCGAUCAUCUCCGAUGUGGCAGACACAAAACACAAACCCGUUGAGCAGAAAUGGCUGUGGACGUUAUAUACAGUAUUAACAGUGAUGUCCAUCAUCACUUUAAUAUUGACAGUUACCACUUUGAUUGUGCUUUCAACGAAGUUUGGAGAGAUCAGUUACUCUUCAGUGGUCACUGAAGAACUUCCCGAGGUGUAUGUCAUUCCGGAAGACACAAUAACACCAGUGAAAGCUCAACUAGCGCGUGGAACCUGCUGGAUAUUUGCAACGAUUUCCUUUGUCGAAUCCGCUUUGCGACGGCUUGCAAUUUCGACGGGGAAAAUACGACCAAACGAGUACAUUGCGUUGAGUGAGCAAGCGUAUGGCAAAUUGAUGCUUCAAUUGUGUAAUGGGACGUAUGGGCCUAUUCCAAGUGAUAUUGCGCCAUUUUGUGAGGACGGAGGAAUGGGACAAGGAAAGACUGACGAUGGUGAAAUCGAGUGGAUGUAUUACUUCAGAAAGUAUAACUCUAAGUUCUUUUACCCCACACAAAUCUGCAACUACACUGUCAGGAGAGGUGACACCGAUUGGGUUUGUGACCCCGUCGACCUUAAAACCCCCGAGACCAAAACCCCGUUUGAAGUUUCCAUUCACUCAGUCACAUCACAGUACACCCCACAAAACAUUAAACAGAUGAUCUUUGAUACUAAAGCGCCUGUCGGGUGGGGACACGCUUCUUUGGGGCGAACGUAUUUGUACCCCUGUGAUGAGAACUCGCCAUUUAUAACUUCAGAAGAGUGCAUCAGUCAUACAAAGCCGUGUAGUUCUGGAUUUUGUAGCACCGUGUCGUCACUCUCGUUUGCGUAUGAUGGGAUUUUUCAGCUGCGAGGAGAAGUGACGAAUCGAGGAGGUCACGCGAUGAAUAUAGUUGGGUGGAACGACGAAUUUUUGGGAGGGGGAUUCAUCUUGAAGAACUCGUGGACGUUUAACUCGGGACAUUCACUUGGAUAUUUCAUGCGAAACCACUCGUUGUUUAAUGAAGACCAAAUCUGUCCGACUUAUAUCUCUGCGAAGCGGUGGAUACCUAUGAGAUAUGACUGUUUCAAAUCAAAGCAAGACCCUGAGCUUUGUCCACAAAUCACACGCACAUUCAUCGAGCAAGAGUUGAAAGGAGCGACUGUUUUGAAGUGUGCCGGGUCCUCUUCAAUAACAGAAACGACAAAAGCAAAAGCAAAUGAUUAUGGAUUUGCAGACUGCUCAACAGACGAAGGAAGAGCAUAUAAUUAUGCACUCGAGACAUCACCUGACAGUGACGGGUCGGACUAUAAACCAUAUGUUGAGUAUCCCGAUGGCGAGAAUGGAUAUGCUGUGUUUCAUUUGUUAAGGUGGUUACCUGGGAGUGAAGAGAAUGUCGAGAGGAUCAAGACUAAAUACUCCACCUGGGAGUUCUUGGAGCGCAUUUUUGUUCCAAACAAUUUGUCACAGUACUUGAACACGGAACACUGCGGAUACUAUUUCAUGACGUAUGACGUCUUCUUGGAACACAACCUUAGACACCCCAUUGGUGGACAUGACACCUAUGUCUUCUCUUCGUUCAACGUCACUUUCAACGCCCAAUUCGAUGCACAUGAAUUAUACUCAAAGUCUGUUUUUGAGUACCAGCUACCCGUAUUUACAGGCUCACUCGAUCUCAAUUAA
This is a messenger RNA of Entamoeba invadens IP1, 1701 nucleotides long. RefSeq lists its product as hypothetical. The record is from RefSeq and is a predicted model, not a curated record. Bases 1 to 1701 code for a protein of 566 amino acids. The transcript has a single exon. Gene Ontology annotation, molecular function: cysteine-type peptidase activity. NCBI's taxonomy places the organism in Eukaryota, Evosea, Mastigamoebida, Endamoebidae. Gene Ontology annotation, biological process: proteolysis.